UCGUGCACAUUUUCAAGCCUGUCAAAUCACGAGAAGCAUCGAGAAAUUAGACAGCAACUGGGAUCAUCAUAGAACCGAGAUAAAAAAAAAAAAAGACGCAAAAAGAAUCUGUCUUCGUCCAUCCUCUUCACCCAGAUUAUACAUUCGGAUAACACCGGUGAGCGCCUGGGACGCGAGAAACGCACGCGUCAGCGCCGCAGACGAACAGGUAAGCGCUGAUAAAGGCGCGGGUAGACUCGAACGGCGGCGGAGUUUACAUCUGGCAGAGUCAGUCGGUGGAAGAGAAAGCGGGACAGGCGAGGGAGAUGUGAAUGCACAUACACGUGCCGAGGAAAACGCGCGGCGAGAAAAUUCUCUCGUGGAAGGUCGGCGGCGACGCGACGACGACGUGAACGGAGCGACGAGCAUGAGCGCUGAACUGGAAUUUGCAGAGAAGAGGCGUGAUCCGCGGCGUCGAUCGUGCACGGACGUCGACAGGUCGCUUUACUUGCACUUCGAGGACAUAUCGUACAGCGUACGGCGAGGAAUUUUGACCAAGGAGAGAAGAAAAUUACUGCAGGAUCUUAAUGGCGAUUUUCGACCCGGUGAACUCACAGCUAUUAUGGGUCUUUCGGGCGCUGGAAAAUCUACACUAAUGGAUAUCUUGGCAGGUUUCACGACAACUUCGGUCACCGGCAAGAUCUUGGUAAAUGAACGAGAAAGAGAUAUGUCGGAAUUUCGAAAAUUGUCCGCCUAUAUAAUGCAAGAUGACAAUCUACAACCACUUUUAACGGUGCAGGAAGCAAUGUCGGUCGCCGCCGAUCUCAAACUCAGAUCGGACAAAUAUCAAAAAUUGCAGAGGAUCGACGAAAUAUUAACAGUGAUGGGUCUUGAUGUAUCUCGUUGCACGCUUACCAGUAAGCUCAGCGGUGGUCAAAGAAAAAGACUCGCCAUCGCGCUCGAAUUGAUCAAUAAUCCGCCAGUCAUGUUCUUCGAUGAACCUACAAGUGGCUUAGAUAGCGUUACUUCGAAGCAAUGCUUAGCGCUUUUGAAGCAAUUAGCGCAAGAGGGACGGACUAUAAUUUGUACGAUUCAUCAACCGAGCGCGACACUCUUCAACAUGAUAGAUCAUCUUUACAUAGUCGCUGAUGGAAAUUGCGUUUACACAGGCAGUACACAAAAUUUGGUACCAUAUUUAAGUAGUCUAGGAUUACACUGUCCAACACAUUAUAGUCCCGUUGAUUUCUUGAUGGAAGUAUGCAAUGGCGAUUAUGGUUCUCAUAUAUCCAGGCUAGUGGAAUCGAUCGAGAAUGGCAAAAAUAAUGUAUGGAGAUCAGCGAAAGAGUUUUAUUUGAACGAAGAAAUUAUUAGUCCGCGACAAAUUGCUCCCAUAAGAUUAUAUUCUUUCGAAACGGAGUUCAAACAGACAUCGCAUUAUGCCGUCAGUUCCUGGACGCAGCUUCGCGUUCUUGUCAAGAGAAACGCAGUUAGAUUAAUUCGCGAUAAGGUUUUAACAGUCUCACGGAUCUUAAUGCACUUGGCGAUUGCUGUGCUUGCUGGCACCUUAUAUUUCAAAAUCGGUCAGGAUGCCGCUUACGUUUUCGAUAAUUUUAAUCUAUUAUUUUUUAGCAUUAUGUUUCUCAUGUACAAUGCGUUUAGCGCUACAAUGAUCACAUUUCCUUCGGAAUUACCGAUUCUUAUGCGCGAGCAUUUCAAUCGUUGGUAUAAACUACGAGCGUACUAUUUGGCGAAUAAACUAGCCGAUUUUUUCGUCCAAUUUACUGCCACGUUUAUUUAUACCAUCAUAGUGUAUUACAUGAGCGAUCAGCUUCCCGAAAGCAGAAGACUUGGACUAUAUAUGCUCAUGUGCUUAGCCAAUAGUCUGGUCGGUCAAACGGUUGGACUUAUCAUAGGGUCUGGCUUAAAGGUUCAGAAUAGCGUAAUUUUUGGACCAUUUGCAAUUAUGCCGUUCGUAAUAUUUAGCGGUUUUUUCGUGCAAUUGAAGGAUGCACAUCCCUACUUACAUUGGCUGUUUCAUAUAUCAUUUAUGAAAUACUCUUUUGAGGGAGUCAUGAUGGCGAUUUAUGGCUAUGAUCGACCCAAAUUGAAGUGUUCGGCAGAUUAUUGUCAUUUCGCUAUCCCCGAAAAGCUGCUUUCGGAAGUGGGUAUGAAGCACGUAGAUUACUGGUAUAACAUGACAGUGCUGAUACUGCUAUGUAUCACCUUGGAUAUUAUGGCGUAUAUUAUAUUGAAUAUAAGAGUUAAAAAACGUAUAUAGUAUUACAAUAUAGCUGAAGGAAAAUUUUGUAUAAGUGUUGCAAAUGGUGGGCGACUUGUGUAAAUAAGAAGUUCCAAGAGGAUCUACUUAUUAAGACUGAUUUAUCUCUUAUCAAAUCCAAAUAAUUAUAUGUAACACUUAUAUGUAAUAUAUACAAAAGUUGUAUGUAAUAUGCAUGUAACAUAUAUUGUGUAAUAUACUUGUAUGUGAGACAAUUCUCAUUAUUGGAUAAUUAUUAUAGCUGACAAACGAGCAUAUUUGGUUUA
Camponotus floridanus (Florida carpenter ant) is the source of this 2523-nucleotide messenger RNA. RefSeq names its product ATP-binding cassette sub-family G member 4. Lineage: Eukaryota; Metazoa; Arthropoda; Insecta; Hymenoptera; Formicidae. The transcript is spliced from 11 exons. Bases 407 to 2257 code for a protein of 616 amino acids. Gene Ontology annotation, molecular function: ATP hydrolysis activity; ABC-type transporter activity; ATP binding. Gene Ontology annotation, cellular component: plasma membrane. The record is from RefSeq and is a predicted model, not a curated record.